CAAAAUAACAUGUUGUGACUAAGCUGCAAGUGCAGCAUAAAGCCUGCAUUGUUAACUGCACCUUAGAUACAAGCGUCAGACUUUAAAAAAAUGGAGAUUACAGUAAACAAUGAGAAAAAACAAAAAUAUCAAAAUUUCAAUGGAACGUUUCGCUAUUGCACUUUUGCUUUAGCCAUCGCACUUAUUUAUCCCAACCCGAGUCGGCGCGUAAAAAAGAUAAAAUUUAUGGUGUUUUGUUUGAUCAUACUCUCUGUGUCCUUUGUACUGCUAUGGUUCAUCAGCUAUCUCUAUUUCUGUUACAUCGCUCGUGAUAUGUUCAACUUCACCAGAAACAUGACAGUUGGAAUCGUCAUCUUUCUCUUCUUCUUCAAAACAUUUUAUCUGAACUAUAAAUCAGAUGGAUUUGGUGUCGUCAUGGACGCCAUUAGCGACGACCUCGUGAAAGCCAACGACAUGGACGAAGUAUACCAAGAAAUCUUCGACACAUACAUAAAGAAAGGGCUGGUCGCACAAAUGAUAUGGAUCUUCAUUCCAAUAGUGCAGACGUGUAUAUUCCCCGUGCACGCUGGGCUGACAAUGUUCUUUAACCUCAUAAACGAGGUCCCCCAGCCGAGGGUGAUGGUGCUUGAAAUGGACAUCCUGAUGGUCCGCAGCAAGCAGAUGGAGUCGCCGUGGUUCGAGAUAGUGUGGUUCUACACGAUCCUUGGCGGAUUUGUGCUUUUCCCCAAUUUUAUCGGCUUCGACGGAUCGUACUGCAUCAGUGUCAACCAUUUGUGUUUGAAACUGAGGGUGUUGACUGAGAAACUGCGCAGAGCUUUCGCGGAGACAACAACUGACGAGCAAUUAGAAAAGAGGGUCAAAGAGGUUAUUAAGGAGCACCAAGCCUCGCUAGUGUAUUACAACCUGCUGCAAGAUGUGUUCGGCGGGUGGAUGUUUGUUGUGUUCUUCAUCACCUCCCUGGAAAUCACUUUUAAUCUGUACCAACUGUCUCUGGGCGGCAUGGAUCCAAAGUAUCUCAUUUUUGCGUUUAGUACUGUGGUCCACAACUUCGUACCUUGUUAUUUUUGCACGAGACUGAUUGAGCACGGCGACGACUUCUGCGAGGCUCUGUACAUGAUGCCGUGGGAGGCGCGCCACUGCCAGUCGGUGACGCGCGCGCUCGCGUUCAUGAUCGCGCGCACGCAGGGCCCGCUGUUCCUGACGGGAAUGGGGAUGGUCACUUUCAAUAUGGAGCUCUUUGUGUCGGUCAUGCAAUCUUCUUACUCCUUCUUCACGCUGAUUCGGGACUAGAUUUGUAUUUUUUGCACAAUUAUAUUAUUUUAAAA
Plutella xylostella (diamondback moth) is the source of this 1325-nucleotide messenger RNA. RefSeq names its product odorant receptor 4. Gene Ontology annotation, molecular function: olfactory receptor activity; odorant binding. The record is from RefSeq and is a predicted model, not a curated record. Gene Ontology annotation, biological process: sensory perception of smell; detection of chemical stimulus involved in sensory perception of smell. Gene Ontology annotation, cellular component: plasma membrane. Lineage: Eukaryota; Metazoa; Arthropoda; Insecta; Lepidoptera; Plutellidae.